Oryza brachyantha (malo sina) is the source of this 1538-nucleotide messenger RNA. Its product is annotated as alcohol acyltransferase 9. The coding region runs from base 5 to 1351 and encodes 448 amino acids. NCBI's taxonomy places the organism in Eukaryota, Viridiplantae, Streptophyta, Magnoliopsida, Poales, Poaceae. The transcript is spliced from 2 exons. Gene Ontology annotation, molecular function: acyltransferase activity, transferring groups other than amino-acyl groups. The record is from RefSeq and is a predicted model, not a curated record.
UUGAAUGGUGAUGGAGAUCCCCGGCGAGUGCGAGUACCGGGGCGAGGCGGUGGUGGUGAGGCCGAGCCAGCCCACGCCGCGCCACUCCCUCUACCUCUCCAACCUCGACGACCAGCGCUUCCUCCGCUUCUCCAUCAAGUACCUCUACGUCUUCCCGCCCCUCGCCGCCGUCGCACCCGAGACACUCAGGUGGGCGCUCGCCAGGGCCCUCGUCGACUACUACCCACUCGCCGGCAGGCUCAGGCCCUCCGCCGAGGACGACGGCAAGCUGGUGGUCGAUUGCAAUGCCGAGGGCGCGCUCUUCGCCGAGGCCUUCCUGCCGGGCCUCACCGCCGGUGACUUCCUCCGGGGCAGCGCCAAGCCGCACAAGUCAUGGAGGAAGCUGCUGUACAGAGUCCACGCCACCAGCUUCGUCGACGUGCCGCCGCUCGUCGUCCAGGUGACGCAGCUGGGAUGCGGCGGAAUGGUUUUGUGUACGGCCAUCAGCCACUGUCUCUGCGACGGCAUCGCCACCGCCAACUUCCUCCACGCCUGGGCUCGCGCCGCCGCCCACCUCGACCUCCCCCUCGUCCACCACGACCGCUGCGCCCUGCGCCCGCGCUGCCCCCCGCGCGUCGCCUUCACCCACCCGGAGUACAGCGUCAGCACCAGCACCACCGCCGGCUGCCACCCCCACCCCCACCCGCUGCUCCCCGUCUCGCUCACCUUCACGGCGUCCCACCUCCGCCGCCUCAAGACCAGGGCGCCCUGCACCUCCUUCGAGGCGCUGGCGGCGCACGUCUGGCGCGCCUGGGUCAUCUCCCUCGCCCCGCCGCCCGCCCUGCGCGUCAAGCUCCUCUUCUCCGUCAACGUGCGCCGCCGCCUCAGGCCGGAGCUCCCCGCCACCUACUCCGGCAACGCCUUCGUGCUGGCCUGCGCCGAGGCCACGGCGGCCGACCUGGUGGCCACGGGCGGGGUGCGCCUGGUGCAGGAGGCCAAGGGCCGCAUCGACGACGACUACGUGCGGUCCACGGUGGACCUCCUGGAGGAGCGGCGCGGCGCCAAGCCCGACCUGGCGGCCACGCUCGUCAUCUCGGCCUGGACGCGCCUCGGCCUGGAGGACGUCGACUUCGGCAAGGGGAGGGCGGUGCACAUGGGCCCGCUCACCAGCGAGGUAUACUGCGUCUUCCUGCCCGUGCUGGCCGACCCCGACGCCGUGACCGUGCUCGUCUCCCUGCCGCAGCCCGCCGCCGAGGCCUUCGAGCACCACUGCUGCCUCCUCCACGACGAACCCCUCGACAAGCAGCUGCAGCUGCAAGGAUCUGACCACCUUGCUGUCGGCCAUCGCCAUGCCCAUGACAUCCUCGCCUAGCUAGCUUUAAUUAAUUAAUUACUCCCUAUCAGCUCGAUCAAUUUCAAUUCGAUCUGAAUUAUUUACGUACUCUGCUGUACUCAUGCCUGCAUGCAUCAGUUAAUUAAUCUACCACUAAUACGUACUAUCAACGUACGUUCAGGUUAAUCAAGAUCAAAUUAUUCUCCAGAUCGAUCGUCGAUCAAGC